AUGACCCAAAGUAUGUUUGAAACCUUCAGAACCCCAGUCAUGUAUGUUUCUAAUCAAGCUGUAUUAUCAUUAUAUGCCUCAGGUUGUAACACCAGUAUUGUUAUUGAUUCAGGUGAUGUAAUGAAAAAGAUAUCCUCAGAGAUAUCAAAAAAAUUAGCCUACGUCGCCUUAGAUUUUGAAACUGAAAUGCAAACUUCUGCCUCAUCAAUUGCUUUUGAAAAACCAUACGUAUUACCGGAUGGUCAACUCAUCACCAUUGGUAAAGAACUUUUCCGAUGUCCAGAAGCCUUAUCCCAACCAUCAUUCUUAGGUAUGAGGUCAGAUGGUAUCCACAAAACUACUUACAACUCUAUCAUGAAAUGUGAUGUUGGUAUCAGUAAAGAUUUAUAUUAUAAUAUCGUCUUAUCAGGUGGUUCAACUAUGUUCCCAGGUAUUGCUGAUCAUAUGUUCAAAAAAUUAACUGCUUUAGCCCCAUCAGCCACAAGGGUUAAAAUUGUUUCUCCACCAAAAAGUAAAUACUCAGUCUCGGUUGGUGGUUCAAUUUUAGCUUCACUCUCAACUUUUCAACAAAUGUGGAAUAUGAAGAAAGAGGUCCAUCAAUCGUCAAUAUUGACUUUCUCUGCCAACUAUUUUGUAAACAGUGAAUUAUUUUACUUUUUCUUAUAA
Molecule: messenger RNA, 666 nt
Organism: Dictyostelium purpureum
Lineage: Eukaryota; Evosea; Eumycetozoa; Dictyosteliales; Dictyosteliaceae
Exons: 2
Coding region: 1-666 (221 amino acids)
Source: RefSeq, a predicted model, not a curated record